GCUGCCAACCCUCCCGCCCGCCCAGCCCUAACCCGGGACGCCCCCUCCUCACAGGGCUCGUCGCACCUACCCCAGCAACUCAAAUUCACCACCUCGGACUCCUGCGACCGCAUCAAAGACGAGUUUCAGCUGCUGCAGGCUCAGUACCACAGCCUGAAGCUCGAAUGUGACAAGCUGGCCAGCGAGAAGUCAGAGAUGCAACGUCAUUACGUGAUGUACUACGAGAUGUCCUACGGCUUGAACAUUGAAAUGCACAAGCAGGCUGAAAUUGUCAAGAGGCUGAAUGGGAUCUGUGCCCAGGUCCUCCCCUACCUUUCCCAAGAGCACCAGCAGCAGGUCUUGGGAGCCAUUGAGAGAGCUAAGCAGGUCACAGCUCCUGAGCUGAACUCCAUCAUCCGACAGCAGCUCCAGGCCCACCAGCUGUCCCAGCUGCAGGCUCUGGCCCUGCCCCUGACCCCACUACCUGUGGGACUGCAGCCGCCUUCACUGCCGGCGGUCAGCGCAGGCACCGGCCUCCUCUCACUGUCUGCGCUAGGUUCCCAGGCCCACCUCUCCAAGGAAGACAAGAAUGGGCAUGAUGGUGACACCCACCAGGAGGAUGACGGCGAGAAGUCGGAUUAGCUAGGGGCCAGGAUGGGGAGAGUGGGGAACAAAAGGGAGACAGAUGCACAGAGAGGAAUGUUCACCGUAAGACAAUAUAGCUCGGGAUUGGCUAAACUCGGGUAUUAUUUAUGGUAGCUCCUGCUGGGGCCUUAGCCCCACCUGUGUGCCACCCUCUAGCUUUGUUCCACCUCCCUGCCUCCCUGCCUCCCUCCUCCUCCCCCCUCCUCUCCCCUGUAGCCUGAAUGAGUAAAUACCUGCUCAUACCACAGAUAAGGCAAGCUGAGUCCUGGAAGCGCAAAUGGGAGGCUAGGUUAGAAGAGAGCAAAACCUCAAGCAGUCCAACACCCCCUGCACUGCCCCAUUUCACACAUGUGUAACUGACAGUCCGCCUGCCGGGCCCCUCAGGGCACACCCCAGCCUCCCACCCUGGCACUGCAUGCAAACACAAUGCUAGCUGCCCCUUCCUGCCCUGGGCACCCCUGUCUCCCCCUCCUGCCUACUCACCUCCUCCACUUGUUCCAGACGCCCAUGCCCACGUGGUCCUCCUCGCCUACCAAGGAACACAAGCUUAGCUGGGGUGAGCAGGGUGGGGGUGGGCAACCCAAGAUUUUCCUUCUCCCUUUCCUGAAUAAAGAUGAGGGUAUUCGAGUUGUCUUGGUUUUUAUUUUAUUUUUUUCCUUUUCCCAGUAUACUAGCUUGUCUUUUAAGAAAGGAUAUUAAAAAAAAAGAAAAAAAAUGUUUAAAAAAAAAAGCAACACCCACACCUGUGUCUGUAUAUAGCCUUUAGACUGUCAGCUUUUGUUGUGUUCAGUUAUUUGAACUCUGCAGAGAGAAGUGAAAAUGCUGUAUCGAGGGUGGGCUUAGCUGUGCCUUUCAAAUAAAGACGUGAGAAGGUUG
Molecule: messenger RNA, 1500 nt
Organism: Hipposideros armiger (great roundleaf bat)
Lineage: Eukaryota; Metazoa; Chordata; Mammalia; Chiroptera; Hipposideridae
Gene: TLE5
Product: TLE family member 5, transcriptional modulator
Exons: 6
Biological process (GO): negative regulation of canonical Wnt signaling pathway; regulation of DNA-templated transcription
Cellular component (GO): nucleus; transcription regulator complex
Molecular function (GO): protein binding; transcription corepressor activity
Source: RefSeq, a predicted model, not a curated record